This is a messenger RNA of Penicillium atrosanguineum, 1344 nucleotides long. Its product is annotated as rRNA-processing protein SOF1. Lineage: Eukaryota; Fungi; Ascomycota; Eurotiomycetes; Eurotiales; Aspergillaceae. Gene Ontology annotation, cellular component: nucleolus; small-subunit processome. Gene Ontology annotation, biological process: maturation of SSU-rRNA from tricistronic rRNA transcript (SSU-rRNA, 5.8S rRNA, LSU-rRNA). Bases 1 to 1344 code for a protein of 447 amino acids. The record is from RefSeq and is a predicted model, not a curated record. The transcript has 2 exons. Gene Ontology annotation, molecular function: protein binding.
AUGAAAAUCAAAGCUCUUUCUCGCUCGACGGCGUCGCAGCAGGCCCCGGGGACUUCGGUCGUCCGCCAGCAGCGGAAUCUUGACCCGUCUCAGCAUCCUUUCGAGCGGGCUCGUGAAUAUACUCGAGCUCUGAAUGCGAUCAAGAUGGAGCGCAUGUUCGCUGCUCCCUUCAUCGGCCAAAUGGGUGACGGUCAUAUCGACGGUGUCUACAGUAUGGCGAAAGACCCUGGCUCUCUCGAGCGCUUUGCGAGUGGCAGUGGUGACGGCGUGGCGAAGGUUUGGGAUUUGACAACCCGCGAGGAGAUCUGGCAUACACAGGCGCAUGAGAACAUGAUCAAGGGAGUGUGCUGGACACCCGAGCGAAAGCUGCUGUCUUGCGCAAGUGACAAGACUGUCAAAUUGUGGGACCCAUACAACACUACUCCCUCGGCGCCACCGAUGGCGACUUAUCUAGGCUCAAGUGCCUUCACGGGUGUGACACACCACGCCACAUCUCCCUCGUUCGCUGCCUCCUCUUCGGUCAUUUCUAUCUAUGACCUCUCGCGACCUUCUUCCUCUCCCUCGCAGACUCUGCACUGGCCGACCAGUGUUGAUACCAUUACUUCCGUUGCCUUCAACCAGACCGAGACUUCCAUUCUUGGCUCUACCGCCAUUGAUCGCUCGGUCAUUCUUUACGACCUGCGCACCUCUUCCCCGGUGCACAAGAUGACCUUGAAACUGGCAUCUAACGCUCUUGCUUGGAACCCCAUGGAAGCUUUCAACUUCGCCGUGGCCAAUGAGGACCACAACGCCUACAUCUUUGAUAUGAGAAAGACGGACCGUGCCUUGAACAUCCUCAAGGAUCACGUUGCGGCCGUGAUGGACAUCGACUUUAGUCCUACCGGGCAGGAACUUGUCACCGCAUCCUACGACCGCACAAUUCGUCUUUGGGACCGAGCCCGCGGUCAUUCUCGCGACAUUUACCACACCCAGCGCAUGCAGCGUGUCUUCUCUGCCAAGUUCACUCCCGAUAACAAGUACGUUCUGUCCGGCUCCGACGACGGUAACGUCCGUCUGUGGCGUGCCAAGGCUUCGGACCGAAGCGGAAUCAAGAGUGCUCGCCAGCGCACCAAGCUGGAGUACGACCAGGCCCUCAUCAAGCGUUACUCGCACAUGCCCGAGAUCCGUCGCAUCAAGCGCCAGCGUCACCUGCCCAAGCCUAUUAAGAAGGCUGGUGAGAUUAAGCGUGAGGAGCUUGGUGCCAUCAAGAGGCGCGAGGAGAACGUGCGCAAGCACACCAAGAAGGAUAACUUGAAGUCGAGACAGAACGAGCGCGAGAAGAUGAUUCUGUCUCGCGAGCAAUAA